Messenger RNA from Parathielavia appendiculata, 1533 nucleotides. RefSeq lists its product as uncharacterized. The transcript has 3 exons. Bases 1 to 1533 code for a protein of 510 amino acids. The record is from RefSeq and is a predicted model, not a curated record. Lineage: Eukaryota; Fungi; Ascomycota; Sordariomycetes; Sordariales; Chaetomiaceae.
AUGGCGGAGCAGGAGGCUGGCCCCACUGGUCCCUUCGCAUGGUUCCCCUGGGGCCGCCAAGACCUGCCGGGCUGGCGUUUCGAUGUCAUCACCCUGCUCGCCGUCAUCGGCGAGUCGUCGGUGGCCGAACAUGCCCAAACGCUAACCGCCUCUUCCCUCUGCUUGCUGCCGCGCAUCAUCCCGGCACCGCAGGCUCUCCUGCGCCCCGCCCGUCCGCAGCGCAUGCCCGAGUACACGGCCAAGAUGGCGGGAGUUUACGGGGGCGUCGUGCUGGACACUGUGGGGUUCUUUGCCAAUAUCAUGCACCCGCUUGACGACCUUAAGCCGUUUGCUUUCAAGGUGUUGGAGAUCAAGCAUACGCACCUAACGGCGAGGCGGCCAGUUGCUGUGAGUGCCAACGUGAAGAAAAGGUUGAUUGCGAGAGUGACCGACGCCUUACAAACGCUGUGGGGACGUAUGAGAAGGAAGGAGGAAGACGAAGCCAGCAAUGGCGGACCUCAUGUUCACGUCGCCCCCGACGCCGACGCUGACCCGGAGCGCGGUCAACACCCCAUGGUCCCCAUCUCGACCUCACCUUCACCUCCACCCGAUCCUCUCACCCCUCUGCCCCGUACCCAGACUCUAUCCGAGCGGUUCAGCGACAUGCUCACCAACCCAACAAUGGUCAACUCGGAAGAGCGGUACGCGGUCCCGCCCGCGUACUACUCGCCAGUACACAUCCUAUCCAUCUUCUCCUUCCUGCUCACCAUCACCAUCAUCAUAGCGGCUGCCAUGUGGAACGACGGCACGGCCAUCGUCGCCAUAGCCUGCAUCGCGCUCGCCGGAACCGUCGUCUGCUACGCCUCGCUGUGGCGGCCGAUCCUCAUGAACCGCCGCACCACCAACAAGGUGCCCCGCGGCGACGUCGUCAUCCGCACGCGCGAAGGCGCCUUUCUACUCAUCAAAUGCACCGAGGAGGUUGCGCGCGAGUUGUACUCGGGCACCGAGGAGUGCCGGUACGUGAGUACGAAAUACCACCGGGCGUUCAUGGGGCUGGGCAUGGUGCUGCUCAUGGUGUCGGUGGUGCUGCUGGGAAACUGCAUGUGGAAUAGCCAGGUAUUUAUCGGCUCGUCGUACAUCCUGCUUAACGGCCUGUACUGGCUCAUGGGGCUGCUGCCACAGGAAUAUUUCUGGGAUCUGGGGCGGUACGACGUGAGGGACGUCACGCCCGAGGAUGCGAAGUGGGCGGACGAGACGACGUCGGAUAAUCCGCGGGAGGGCACGCCGAGCUUCACGAGGACGCUGUGGUACGCAAUACGCGAGACCAAGCAUGGCGCUUGGGUCGAGAGGAGCGGCGCGAUGCCCGGGACGGAUCAGUGGAAGGAGUGGUUGAAGGAAGCGGUCGAAGCAGCGUGGAACAACGACCGUACGUGGGAGGCGGUCAGGAGGAAGAAUGAGAUCAUGAAAGAUACAUUGGACCCAACGUCGCCGACAUCACUGAGGCACCCUGCCGAUAGAGCUGAGCAACGGGCGCCGUUGCAAGAGGUUCAAUAA